GGGAGAGGACUGAGGGCCCGGGGCUGGACCGGUUGGGCCGAGGAGCUGCGGCGAAAGGCGGAGCACCGCGAUCUCUGUCGGGAGGCGCCACUUCCCCGGGCCCCGCGGCGCCGCGCAAGGGGCGUUCUCAAUCUCUCGCCCGCUCCCGCUUUCCACGCCCUGCCGCCCGCAGGCCACCCCGGGGCCCGGUUAUCCGCGAGCGCGUCCCCGGGCUCGGGCCCGUCCCCGGCCCUCGAGGGAACAGUAGCCUUCACCGACACCUCUGCAGAGACCGCGCCAGAGACCGCCCAGGCAGGACCCCGGCGUGAGCAUCGAGGGCCCCCCAAGGAGUGUACGACCCCCGGAGCCGCCCUCAACACGGACCGCGCCCGCCGGGCACACAAGAAUGGUCACUCAGAUACUCGGAGCCAUGGAGUCUCAGGUGGCGGGGGGCCCGGCCGGCCCGGCCCUGCCCAACGGGCCACUCCUUGGUACAAACGGAGCCACUGACGACAGCAAGACUAACCUCAUCGUCAACUACCUGCCCCAGAACAUGACCCAGGACGAGUUCAAGAGCCUCUUCGGCAGCAUUGGUGACAUCGAGUCCUGCAAGUUGGUUCGGGACAAGAUCACAGGGCAGAGCCUGGGCUACGGGUUUGUGAACUACUCUGACCCCAACGACGCAGACAAAGCCAUCAACACCCUCAACGGCCUCAAACUGCAGACGAAGACCAUCAAGGUGUCUUAUGCCAGACCCAGUUCUGCGUCCAUCCGGGAUGCCAACCUGUACGUCAGUGGGCUACCCAAGACCAUGAGCCAGAAAGAAAUGGAGCAGCUCUUCUCUCAGUAUGGCCGCAUUAUCACCUCUCGCAUCCUGGUGGACCAGGUCACAGGUGUUUCUCGGGGUGUGGGAUUCAUCCGCUUCGACAAGAGGAUUGAGGCCGAGGAGGCCAUUAAGGGACUGAACGGGCAGAAGCCGCUGGGCGCGGCCGAGCCCAUCACAGUCAAGUUUGCCAACAACCCGAGUCAGAAGACAGGGCAGGCCCUGCUCACUCACCUCUACCAGUCGUCUGCCCGGCGCUAUGCAGGCCCCCUGCACCACCAGACACAGCGCUUCCGGCUGGACAAUUUGCUCAACAUGGCCUAUGGAGUCAAGAGUCCCCUGUCACUCAUCGCCAGGUUCUCGCCCAUCGCCAUCGACGGCAUGAGCGGCCUCGCGGGCGUGGGCCUGUCAGGGGGCGCAGCAGGUGCUGGCUGGUGCAUCUUCGUGUACAACCUGUCGCCAGAGGCGGACGAAAGCGUGCUGUGGCAGCUGUUCGGGCCCUUUGGUGCAGUCACCAAUGUCAAGGUCAUCCGCGACUUCACCACCAACAAGUGCAAGGGCUUCGGCUUCGUCACCAUGACCAACUACGAUGAGGCCGCCAUGGCCAUCGCCAGCCUCAACGGCUACCGCCUGGGCGAGCGCGUGCUGCAGGUGUCCUUCAAGACCAGCAAACAGCACAAGGCCUGAGCCGCCGCCGCCGCCCUCCCCACCCUCCUGGGCAGCAGACAGAGAGAGAGAGAGAGAAGGGGCCGGAGAGAGACAGCGCAGGCAGACCACGGACGGCACCAGGGUGAGCCACGUGUGGAAGCCACAGGGUGAGCACUCGGGGUGGGAGAGUCUGCCAGGAAUAGGGGGUGCCUGGGGGUCCCCCACCCCGUCCUCCUGCCCCCACUCCAGGCUGGGUCGUCCACUCUCUCCUCUUGGUUUUGUCCAUGGUGAUGGUUUUGUUUCUUUUUUCGGCUAAAAAGAAAGCAGAGAUGUGCCCCCAUCCCACCUUCAACCACCCUCCCUGGGAUGGCUUUGGGGGGGCACUAGGUGUGCCCCCCAGGCCCCCUUGCCCAGGCCUCCCCAACACCUAGGUGAGCCUGAGGGGAGGGGGAAACAGGUUUAAAAAUCCCCAAAAAAGCAAAAUGUGAGGAGGGGUGUGGGCACCCCUGGCCCGGAGCCCCUUGGUGUGAAGUGUGAGGAGCAGUGAGAGGGGCUGGAAACAGAAACAAGAUGAAAAAAAA
Messenger RNA from Manis javanica (Malayan pangolin), 2031 nucleotides. It is a transcript of the gene ELAVL3, whose product is annotated as ELAV like RNA binding protein 3. Gene Ontology annotation, molecular function: RNA binding. Lineage: Eukaryota; Metazoa; Chordata; Mammalia; Pholidota; Manidae. Gene Ontology annotation, cellular component: ribonucleoprotein complex. The record is from RefSeq and is a predicted model, not a curated record.